This is a messenger RNA of Labrus bergylta (ballan wrasse), 814 nucleotides long. RefSeq names its product transcription factor HES-5-like. Gene Ontology annotation, cellular component: nucleus. NCBI's taxonomy places the organism in Eukaryota, Metazoa, Chordata, Actinopteri, Labriformes, Labridae. Gene Ontology annotation, molecular function: DNA-binding transcription factor activity, RNA polymerase II-specific; protein dimerization activity; RNA polymerase II cis-regulatory region sequence-specific DNA binding. Gene Ontology annotation, biological process: anterior/posterior pattern specification; regulation of transcription by RNA polymerase II; regulation of neurogenesis. The record is from RefSeq and is a predicted model, not a curated record.
UGUUUCCUCUCUCCGACAGGUUCAGGGAUAAAAUCUGCAGAUUUGAUAACAAAUAGAAGUUUCUUUCUUUACUAAUAAUUGUGUUUUUAUUGCUGUGGGUGCAGCUGUGAGCUGAGUGUGUGUGGAGCAGAUAAAGUGAGCUGCAGUCAGAGAUCUUAUCUUUAUGUGUUUAGUGUCAGGAGCACAUCUGCAGCAGGAAGGUUCCCAGGUAAUAAAAGAGAGAGAGAGAGAGAGUGUGUCUAUUGUUGCCUCAGAGUGUGGGAAAGCUAAUGUUGCCUGGGCCUCAUGGCUUUGUGAUGCUAAUGUGUUCCUAUAAAUAGAGGAGGGGGCUCACUGUGCUCUCCACAGAAGCUCCUCUCUGCUCCUCCAUGGCUCCCUGCUCGUCCACACACUCUGCACUCUCCCUGCACUCCUCCAAAGACAGACACAAAAUGAGGAAACCUGUGGUGGAGAAGAUGCGCAGAGAUCGCAUCAACAGCUGCAUCGAGCAGCUCAAGGUGCUGCUGGAGAAGGAGUUCCACAAACAAGAUCCCAACGCCAAGCUGGAGAAGGCCGACGUGCUGGAGAUGACCGUGGCGUUCCUGAAGCAGCAGCUGCAGCCUCAGAGCCCGCAGAGCCACGGCUACUCCCGCUGCUGGAAGGAGACGCUCGCCUUCCUGUCCAAAGACUCCCUGAAGGACGCCACGCUGCCUCACCUCGUCCACAGAGACGGCCGGGACAUCAGCUCCUCCCACGGACACAUCCAGGCUGCAGAGAAGCAGCUGACAGGCCCGCACGGCGCCGUGUGGAGGCCAUGGUAGAAGAAGAAGAAGAA